This is a messenger RNA of Aspergillus ochraceoroseus IBT 24754, 4730 nucleotides long. Its product is annotated as Arf family guanine nucleotide exchange factor SYT1. Gene Ontology annotation, biological process: regulation of ARF protein signal transduction. Gene Ontology annotation, molecular function: guanyl-nucleotide exchange factor activity. The coding region runs from base 153 to 4316 and encodes 1387 amino acids. The transcript is spliced from 3 exons. The record is from RefSeq and is a predicted model, not a curated record. Lineage: Eukaryota; Fungi; Ascomycota; Eurotiomycetes; Eurotiales; Aspergillaceae.
CCUAUCCUCCCCCCCCCCCACCCCUCGAAUCGCAACACUACAAGCCCUGGAUAAGACGGGCGUGAUUGAAGGCCUGCUGCUGCUUAUGGGUCUUUCAGACAGUCCCCGCUGCAGCAUCAUCUAGAAUCGGGGCCGUAGACCCUUCCGUCGCCAUGCAUUGGAAGGGCUUACGAAUCGGCACCUUAUAUGACAGCGAAUCGAAGCGGAAUCUCGCCGAACCACCCCUACGAUCCCGCCAUAGCGAACAGCUGUCUCGUAGCACCCUCUCAGCUACCAACUUGGUCCCAAGGAACUCUGAAUCCUCCCCGCGCUCUCCGACACUUUCGGGACCUGGCGAUGACGAUCAAGAUGAUCCAGACGUGGGCAGGAAUGACAUGGCACCCGCAUCAAACACGACAGUCAGGUCAAAAAGUUCGGGAUUAUUACACCCGAACGGCGAUGUCUCGAAUUCGCGCAGGAAUCGCUUUAGUAUCAUGAGGCUUCGCCAUGCUUCUGAUCCGCAGUUAUCGAAGUCCUAUGCUAAAGCGGAAGGGGACACUGCUCCUCCGCUCCCCCAAAUGCCCCCACCUCCCACCAUAAUCACAACUGCCCCCACAAGUCACGAAUUGGACCAGCCCCUAAAGAAAAAAAGCAAACUCCGCAUCCUCCCAGAGUCGAGAAGGCCGUCAACGGAGGAACUUUCGACCCAGCGACCUGUCUCUGAUCACAAGCCUCACCAUGAUCCUCAGGGUUCAACAGGUCCUCAGACCACCGAUCCAUCCUUGUCAAUGUCGCGAAUCAGUACGGAAGAAGCGGGGCGCUUGUCCACGACGUCGAUUCGAAGCGCUGGCCGCGACCGUCCCAAUGGCUCUCAUCGCUCUUCCGUGGUGGACGUUCGGUUUUCCGAGUCUUCUCGCUCCGAUCAAAGCCUUGGAGAUAACAAACUCCUACCAUCCCAUUCCCCUAAUAAAGCUCCAGUUUCUAGCGGGAAGCGAUUUCGCAUGCCACGUCUAAAACGCAAUCGCGGUCCUUUAUUCCCCUUGCCUCCCAAACCCUCGGAGAAUCCGUCUAGGGAUGGAUCAACCCCAGAUUUCACCCGGUCGAUGUCGGCCCCAGAUGACUCCGACCCAAAGUUUGACCCUCCGGAUGGUCAAGAUCAUGUCUCCCCUCUGCCGUCUCCUUCACGGUCCUCGGUGGGAUUGGCAUCCGCGCGCCCUCCGCUUCUCCGAAAAGAUUCAUCAAAUUCCACGCAUUCGGCGCAUUCUACCCCUUCAACACGAAAUGUUCGGAAUCGAAAUCUGCUGCAAACUAGAGCGCGAUCUUCAACUCUGGACUCGGUGGUCAAUAUUCGAGACGGCGACCACCAGUCGUCCCCCCAUUUUCCUUCGUCGAGUCGAACGUCGGUAUCCACCACCGGACGCAAGAGCUUUGGUGAUAUUUUUGGCAUCUCCCAACGGCUCAGGCAGAACUCGGAGCCAGCCUACCUCCGAAAUGGGUCGCCAAAUGGUACCAAAGGCGCAUCCACUCCGCUCACCAAACUCCAGCCGUGCCCCGAGCGAGAGGAAGGGGACACUCCUGCAACCUAUCUAACGCGACUCGAAGAGACUAUGCCUAAAAGUACAAUCGCUGGCGUCCUAUCCCAGUCAGGGGACGACUUUUUCAAGACAGUGCUGCGAAAAUUUAUGCGAGGAUUUUCCUUUUUCGGUGACCCCAUUGAUAUGUCUAUCCGGAAGCUUUUGAUGGAGGUUGAAUUGCCCAAGGAGACCCAGCAAAUUGAUCGGUUUCUGCAGAGCUUUGCCGACCGAUAUCAUGAGUGCAACCCGGGGAUCUUUGCAUCUACAGACCAAACAUAUUUCAUUGCUUUUUCGAUUUUGAUCUUGCACACCGAUGUCUUCAACAAGAACAACAAACGAAAAAUGCAGAAACCUGACUAUGUGAAGAAUACCCGGGGGGAAGGCGUAUCGGAAGAUGUCCUGGAAUGUUUCUAUGAGAACAUAUCCUACACCCCAUUCAUCCGCAUCGAGGAUUCGAAUCUUGGUGCGCGUCACUUGCCCAAACCCCGCAAAGCUUUGUUUCGUGUCCCCAGUUCCGAACAUUUAUCCCGCGUCGCUAGGGAGCCGGUAGACCCCUACACCUUGAUUAUGGAUGGGAAACUUGACACUCUGCGUCCAAGUCUCAAGGAUGUCAUGAACUUAGAAGACACCUACAGCUGUGAUCCAACAACCGGCCCCCCAGACAUGGACUCCUUGCAUCAUGCGUUUGCGCAGUCGGGGAUCUUGCAGAUAGUCUCGGCACGGUCGCGCCCGGAUGCGUUCAUGCCCGCAAGCCUGGAUAAUCCGGCUGACUCAAACCCGGGGUUGGUCGAUAUUAAAGUGGCCAAAGUUGGAUUGCUCUGGCGCAAGGACCCGAAGAAGAAACGAGCCCGAUCGCCAUGGCAAGAGUGGGGUGCCCUCUUAACCUUGUCACAACUAUAUUUCUUCAAGGAUGUCAAUUGGGUCAAAUCCCUUAUGGCUCAGCGCGACUCUCAUCUCAAAGACGGCCGGCGGCGACCCGUGGUUUUCAAACCUCCCUUGGCCGACUUCAACCCCGAUGCCAUGAUGUCUACAGAUCACGCUGUGGCUCUCCUCGAUACGGCCUACAAGAAACAUCGGCAUGCUUUUGUUUUUGUUCGCUCGAACUCCUUAGAGGAGGUUUUUCUGGCCAAUACAGAAGCUGACAUGAACGACUGGAUAUCGAAACUCAACUACGCCGCUGCUUUUCGAACCACAGGAGUCGGAACCAAAGGGAUGAUUGUUACCAAUUACGAUUCCCAACGGAAUCGAAUGAGUCGUCGACCCUCUCUGGAUUCUCUUAGUUCCCAAGUUUCUACAGAAAAAGACAUGUCAAUGAGCCCAGAUGCUGGCGCGACAGAAGAGCUGGUUCAAGCCCGAAAAAGCCUCAUCAAACAAAAAAUCAAAGAAGCGAAUGAAGCGCUAUUCGUAUCCCAGAAGCAGCUCGAUGAUCUCCUGAGAAACGCUCGACACCUGCAGGUCUUGACGCCGGUGCACCCCCGUGCACGAGAACAGCUGAUCAUGGCUGCUGGGCGCAUGGCGGCGAAACUCAAGUGGGUGAGGCAAGAAAUCUGGCGCACUAAGAGCCACCGCGAGGUCCUAGUUCGAGACUUAGGCGAAGAGGAUGACCAUCAAGCGCCGCCCGCCGGCGUGCCACGACAGCUUCGUUUGCAAAUACCUACCAUGAAUGCUCCUUUGGCUGAGUCGGAGGCCGUUGUGGAGAGCCCUGGUGAGCAGCUGGUGUCUCCGAUGACGGAAGCAUCUCCAUGUACUGGCCCUGAGAAGCCACCAUCGCUCAGUACUCACCUAUGUUCCCCAUCUUCUGCCUUGACGGAGGUACGACGAUCUAGCCUCGCAGCUUCGUUGACCUCCCCGGAUCUCGCCACUCGCGCUGGUCGGCUGUUUUCCGUAGAGACUACCCAGGAGCGCGCACAGUCCGCGUCGCCUCACCCAGCCCAUCGUCUUGAACGCGAAGCCUCAGUUCUUAGCGCGAGUAGCAAGAUGGACGUGUCGAGCCUCGCCUCUCGCACUUCUAAGCGCACGCUUCCUGGGAGCUUUGAUGAUGGAGAAGAACGCCUUCUUCGUGAAGCCGGGCUGCUAGAGGUGACCAGUUCACCACCCUCUACGCGGAAAGGAUCCCUCGCAGUGGAGGGAGCUGAGCCCGACCAGAAACUGGAUGAAGCCGCCGAUGGAUCUCAAAGCGAACAGAUGCGCCGUGUACGUCGCAGCUUCCACCGCACAUUACGGGAUUCAUCAAGUGGUCACUACGGCAACUACCUUCGAAGCAAAAAGUCACGAGACGCAGCCGCCACCAUCCCAACCGCUGAGGAUAACCAAAGCAACGGCGAAGCAGCCGGUUUAUCAAGAAAGGGAGGUAGCUUCACUGUGCAUGGUAAAAAGGCAUCUAUUGUGACCUUUGGGUCUGAAUGGCAGAACAUGCCGCCCGAGGAGCGUUUAAAACUCCGAAAACCGACCCCCUUGGAAGAAUCUCGCGCAGCAGACCCGGGAAUUGUCAGCACGGAAGACUCGAUCCUCUCUGACCCAUGUACGUCAAUGGAGAUCCCUGAAAGAGCCCCCAGCGAAGAAAAGCCAGACAAUGAUCUAGAGCGUCGCUCGAUCCGCUCUGAGAGUGCAGUCUCCGCAAUCUCCCAAGUUGUGUCUACUCCAAAGCCCCCGAUGUCUCACGAGGAUCAAACCUCCUCAGUGCCAGUCAAUGACACCACCCUCGACGAGGCCCGGACAUCGGCCCUACCACCUAGUCCACCUGAACAGGCAGUGAAUGCAUAAAAAAAAAAUCAUUUGAUUUGGAUUAUAGUUAUCAAGCAUGAUCUGUUGUUCUUGUUAUGAAUUUAUACCCUUUCUUUCUUUCUGCUUUCUUUCCUUCUUUCUUUCUUGUGGUUUACUUCUUCCGAGCGUGUAUGGUUUUCUUUGCAGCUCACUUUGACACUUGGAGCCAAAGCGAUAGAGUCGGCGCCUUCUAGGUAUAGCGCCUCUUUUUUUCCCCCUUUCCUUUUUCUCUUAGAGCCCUGUACAGGCUCGAUGAUUACACACGUUUUGAGUGGGGUGGGAUUAUUGUCAUUCUUUUGGGCUUCGGGACAUGGGUGGGUGGAACUUGUCUGGAGGCUGGAUUAUUACAGGAAAGGCGAUAUAGGUAUGCAGCAUAUACUGUGGAAUGAAUUACAAAAGUCAGGACUUGAUAAC